Gymnogyps californianus (California condor) is the source of this 921-nucleotide messenger RNA. RefSeq names its product cell surface glycoprotein CD200 receptor 1-B-like. Lineage: Eukaryota; Metazoa; Chordata; Aves; Accipitriformes; Cathartidae. Bases 1 to 921 code for a protein of 306 amino acids. The transcript is spliced from 6 exons. Gene Ontology annotation, molecular function: signaling receptor activity. The record is from RefSeq and is a predicted model, not a curated record. Gene Ontology annotation, cellular component: external side of plasma membrane. Gene Ontology annotation, biological process: regulation of neuroinflammatory response.
AUGGGGAGCUCACAGCAAGCUGGAUGGUGCAAGAAACCCACAUCACCCACAAACGCAAGAGUUACUUUGAAAGUUGUCAGGAAGACCAUGUACACCAUUGUUCUGCUCACCAUCACUGUGGUCACAGGAGCUACAGGGAACAACAGAGUGUCAGCGACAGUAGGGAACAGCUCUGUGCUCGCCUGCCCUCCCAAAUCAAACAUAACUAUGAUAACAUGGAAAAUAAGCCCCAGGGUUGGAGGCCCCUGCACCUUGGGAUACAGGGCUGAUCAGAACAAGACAGACAGAACAAACUGCAGUGACAGCAUGAACUGGAAAUUCAGACCAGAUCGGAAUCCUACCCUUGAGAUACAGCAAGUGGGAAUAGCCCAUGAGGGAAAUUACACCUGCGAAGUAGUAGCAACAGAAGGGAAUUUCCACAAGACGUACCACCUGACCGUGCUGGUAGCUCCUCCCCCCCGGCUGACCCUGUACUGUGAUGACCACGGGAAUCCCGUGUGCGAGGCAGCGGCAGGGAAGCCGGCUGCUCAGAUCUCGUGGGUCCUAGAGAGCAACUCCACCCCCAAGGAAGAAGGCCAUGACAACGGGACGGUGACAGUUCUCAGCAAGUUCACAGCAUACAGCACCAACGUGACUAACACAACCUGCAUUGCGUCCCACCCAGCUGGGAACCAGAGCAAGUCCAUAGCCUGUCGUCCCUCAAAGAACAGCGGCUUUAUCCUGCAUGUCUCCGCCAUUCUUUGUUUCCUGAGCAUUAUCACCUUCAUGGCUGUCAUUUACUAUUUUAAGCUCCACAGAAAGGAGAUGGAUGUAGUGGUCUUCCCUUCCACCAAUAGGGCUGAAUGGAAAUGCAGGAUUAUUCAGAAGUUCAUGACAUAUAAAGAUGUCAAUGGUAUGAUCACCCAGAUCUAUGUAUUGUAA